This is a messenger RNA of Clunio marinus, 344 nucleotides long. NCBI's taxonomy places the organism in Eukaryota, Metazoa, Arthropoda, Insecta, Diptera, Chironomidae. The record is from the annotation of a GenBank genome assembly.
AUGGAAUUGGAAACCUAUGAGGCAAAUUUAGCGGACAUUGCGCUACAAGAACAAACAUUUUAUGAUACAAAACCAACUGCAUACGAACUUCAGAUGGCAAGUCAGUUGAUGAAUAAUCAAAAUAAUGGAUUUGUGCAAACACAACCCGGUGUUUUUCCACUACUUACACCUAUCAUCAACAACUGUGGCAAGGGCAAAAAGAAGAAAUCGGUCAAGUUUCUGACUUAUGUUGAGGGUUUUGAAGGAGAACCACCAAUAUUGCUUAAGGAAGAACCAGAAGAUGGACCAAGAAACUUUCAUAAAGUGCCAAGCUUGUCAGACUUGUCUGAAGAAUCUUUGGGUGA